AUGGACAAGUUUCUACGUGAAAGCAAAUCGUUGGAAGCACGUUUGAACCGAGCGUCGCAAAAUGUUCAAAAGCUUAAGAGUAGGAAAGAUAUCGAUGACGUUGACAUCCAGACCGAGCUGGAUAAUAUUGUGGAGAUUUGGACGGCUUAUCUCUCUGUUCACAAGCGAACGGUAGACAGUUGCAAGGAUGAAGAGAUGGAAGAAAUCCUGGAGCAUCAGGCUGGAUUUUCGAGGAUAGCAUCACAAGAUGGCGUCACUGCCAUUGAACAGCUGGCACAGCAACAAGCAGAAUUCAUUCGAUUGAUUUCCAAUAAUUUCAACAUGGCAACUCAUGCAAGCAGUAGUUCAUCAACGGUUGCUGCACAAAAUGCCACUCCACACACCGAUGUCAAACUCCCUCGAAUGAAUAUGCCUACGUUUGGAGGCAACAUUCUCGAAUGGCCUUCGUUUUUCGACCUUUUUGACAGUGCAGUACACAAGAACGCAGCUCUGCGGGAUAGCCAGAAACUUUAUUCCCUCAAAACAAAUCUUGUCGGAGAAGUCGCAACUCUGAUAUCCCACCUUCGUAUAGAGGACGUGAACUACGCUCCCGCUCUUGCUAAAUUGAUGAAUAGAUAUGACAAACCGCUAGAAAUUGCCGCUCAACACAUUCAUCGAUUCUUGAGUCAACCGUCUUUAACGUCACCGUCAGCUGCGGGUUUGCGCUCCCUACAUGAUGUGUCGGAUGAGAUCAUUCGAGCGUUAGCAGCAAUGAACCAAGAAGGACGGGAGAUAUGGCUGCUGUACAUCUUAGUCGAGAAACUGGAUGCCGAAAGUAAGCAGUUGUGGUGUCAGAAAAGAUCAGAGCUCAAAGAUGAAGAUAUAAUUUUGGAUAAGUUUCUGAAGUUUGUGGAUGCGCAAAGUUGCGCACUGAAGUCCGUUCAACCGAGUUGUGCGAAGAAACUGGUGGCCAAUACGGUUCUACCAAGCAAACCUUCUACUACCUGGAUUAACAAACCUGGACCAACAGCUCUCGUCACCACCGGGCAUCACUUCUCUCAUUCAAUGCAGAACCUCUGCGAGAACUGCCUGAAGCAACAUUUCGGCGAGCCUUGCCAAUCCGUAAAUUGCCGAAAAUGCAAUCUUCCUCAUCACACUCGCCUUCACGAGGCCCUCCAACCAAAGGUCGAUUCAACUCCCGUUCACGUCACAGCGGCAACAACCAGUCCAUCUGGUUCGUAUUCGAUGUCGCAAACACCAAUCGAAUCCGUUGGUCCAGCAACUGAUUCAUGGACACUAACAGCUGUGCUUGAUUGUGCUUCCCACACCAGCUACAUUACUCAGGAUCUAUGCCAGAGAUUGGGUCUUCCUACAACUGAAGUAGACGUCGAGUUCGGUGAUAUUGCUGAUACAUCCGGGCACGCGAGCAAAGGAGCACUGGUUACGUUUACUUCACAUUGCUCCAAUUAUCGGAACGUAGUACCGUGCAUAAUUCUGGAACGACUUACUUCCGAUCUCCCGAUUAGACCGAUCAACACUAAAGAUUGGCCAAUUCCUGGAUCGAUUCCGUUGGCUGAUCCCCAGUUUCACCAUCCAGGAAAAAUAUGUAUGCUUCUCGGCAAUAAGCUUUUUUUCCAGUUGCUCGAACCGGGAACAAUCAAACUUGGAUCAGACGACGGACUUCCGGUUCUCCAAAAUACCAAGCUAGGAUGGGUAGUUUCUGGUGGCUACAAAGAUAGUGGCAUUCAAUCAGACGCCUAUGCUCCGUCGUGUUUAUUAACAGCAUCCAAUAAUACACUCUCCGAUCAACUCCGCAAAUUCUGGGAGUUGGAGGAGUACACGAAUCUUUCUCCGCACCUAAACGACGAGGAGAUCCUUUGCGAAGAGCAUUUCGCUAAACAUACAUUCCGUGAAGGCAACGGAAAAUUCGUUGUUCGACUUCCAUACUCGGAAAGCCCCACUUCUCUCGGUAAAUCGAGAGACAUUGCUGAAAAAAGAUUACUCCAUCUCGAGCGCAAAUUGGAAAGAAAUGCUGAUUUAAAACAACAGUACUUUUCGUUCAUGCGAGAAUACAUCGAUCUCGGGCAUAUGAGUCCCGCCACUAUCUCUGGUUCGGAAAACUGUGUUUUUCUUCCACAUCAUUGCGUUGUUAAGGAGGAUAGUACGACGACGAAGUGCCGAGUCGUCUACGACGCCUCAGCCAAAACGAGCAGUGGCAAGUCUCUUAACGAUAUUCUCUUGGCGGGUCCUGUGCUGCAAGAUUCUUUGAUAAACUCGCGGGUGAUGUUAAACAAAUGUACAGAAUGGUACUCCUCCAUGAUGACGAUCGAAACUGCAUUCGAAUUUUGUGGCGCUGGUCCAAGGACGAGCCGAUUCAUGAAUAUUCUUCUACUCUCUCAUCAAAACCAAUUCCCGGACACCGUUACGAAGGCUUUAAAAGGAAUUUACGUUGAUGACGUACUGACUGGUGCUGAUUCCGUAGAUGAAGCCAGGAAACGUCGACAAGAACUUUCCAGUAUUUUUUCUGCUGGAGGAUUCCAUCUGCGGAAGUGGGAUUCUAAUAGCCCCGAUGCGCUGGAAGGCGUCCCUGAAGAGGACCUCGAAAUGAAAAUCCCUAUCGAGAUCAACGAACCCAAUACCAUCAAGGCUCUCGGAAUCCACUGGCAGCCGUGUAGCGACGAAUUUCUGUUCAGCAUUCGAUCACCCAAGAUCCUUCAGCCCACAAAGCGCAUCAUUCUUUCGAACAUUGCUAGCCUCUUCGACCCGCUCGGUCUGCUCGCGCCUAUCAUCAUCCAAGCAAAGCUAUUGAUGCAACGUUUGUGGGAACUGAAGGUGGACUGUGAUGCUAUUCCCCCCGGUGAGUUGACUAAUAUCUGGCAAGUUUUCGUACAAAAUCUGGCGCUUCUCAAUUCAUUUCAGGUUCCUAGACGAGUAAUUGGCAUCAACAGAACGUCGCGCAUCUUCCUACACGGCUAUAGUGAUGCAUCCGAGCGAGCCAUGGGUGCCUGCAUAUACAUCCGAGCAGUGGACGAUGCUGAUAAUUAUAGCUCUAAUCUUCUGUGCGCAAAGUCCAAGAUUGCACCAAUUGGGAAUAAAAGCAUGACGCUGCCACGAUUGGAGUUAUGUGCAGCAAUGAUCCUCUCACGUCUAAUCAACAACGUAACCAACGCCAUCAAUCAACCCCUCUAUGAGGUACGAGCAUGGGUUGAUUCAAAUGUUGUGCUGGCUUGGCUGAACGGAGGUGCGUCUCGCUGGAAAACCUUUGUUGCCAACCGGGUGGCAGAAAUCACUACUCAUCUACCGGCUGCCAAUUGGAGUCACAUCGACUAG
Molecule: messenger RNA, 3309 nt
Organism: Toxorhynchites rutilus septentrionalis
Lineage: Eukaryota; Metazoa; Arthropoda; Insecta; Diptera; Culicidae
Exons: 5
Coding region: 1-3309 (1102 amino acids)
Source: RefSeq, a predicted model, not a curated record